Ceutorhynchus assimilis (cabbage seed weevil) is the source of this 1044-nucleotide messenger RNA. Lineage: Eukaryota; Metazoa; Arthropoda; Insecta; Coleoptera; Curculionidae. The record is from the annotation of a GenBank genome assembly.
AUGGACUUACCCAGCGAUCUUCAGCGUUGGAUCCAGCUUGCUUGUAGAGAAUUUGGUGUUGAAAAGAUCCAACAAGUAAUGCAACCAGAAUAUUAUAAAGAAAAUCCAACAGAGUUUGUUGAAUUAAGGGCUUUGAAAAGUUAUUCGCAAAUUAAUGAGGAAUUUGGCUCGAGUUACCGGAGUUACCCGCUUCCUUUGGACUCUAGCGAUCUGCUUCCAGUUGGUACUAUCAGUUGUGUUCGACCAAUUGCUCAAUAUUGUAAUCAAGCAGUAUCAGGUACUAGUUACAAAUUGCAAGCUAAUCCUUACUCGUACGAAAAACGACUACAAGCUCAAAGUAACCACCAAUAUGUUCCAGGAGACGCAGCCAUGAAUGAUAGACCAAUAAACCAGCAUUGUGAUUUGAACACUUCACAGAUUGUUCGUUCUAGCAGUAAUAUAUCACAAACUGUAAGUUCUCAAUCAAUCCAUGGAGGAACUUAUAAUCAAGUCUCAGAAGGGCCAUUGUUAACAGAAAACAGUAUGCUAAGGGUACCAGUACCAGGAAAUUCCUGUGCUACCAUGUCAGUUGUGCAAAAUUCUACGAGGACGCGUCAUUAUUGCCCAUUCUGCAAAAAGGAGUUUCCCCAGCGAAGAGCCUUAAUCGAACAUAAUAGUACAUUUUCGCACCAGAAUAAUGUUGAAAAAAGCGCAGGAGCUCCAGGCUCUAGCUCUCAUUGCAAAAUUUGCGACAGAAUUUUUACAUCAAGGGGUUACUUGAUUCAACACAUUAACGCACAUCAUAGUAACAAAGCCUUCAAAUGUAGAAAAUGUGGGAAGCGGUUUUUUACUAAAGAAGAUUUAGAUACACACGCUGAGAAGCAUUACGAUAGUAAAAAAAGAUUGAUGUGUCAAUAUUGUCCUAAAACGUUCAAUUAUACUUCGGAUUUGUCUCGCCACCAGUCUUUGCAUACAGGUAGAGGUUUGUUGAAGUGUUCUUGUGGGAAAUUGUUUGUCAGAAGAGACCAUAUGGCUAGGCAUGCUCUGCACUGUUUAGGCAAAUGA